Messenger RNA from Marasmius oreades (fairy-ring Marasmius), 834 nucleotides. RefSeq lists its product as uncharacterized. NCBI's taxonomy places the organism in Eukaryota, Fungi, Basidiomycota, Agaricomycetes, Agaricales, Marasmiaceae. Gene Ontology annotation, molecular function: oxidoreductase activity. Bases 1 to 834 code for a protein of 277 amino acids. The transcript has 5 exons. The record is from RefSeq and is a predicted model, not a curated record.
AUGAUGGCGGACCCACCGAAUAAAUCUCUUCUCAAUAACCAGCGCGUGCGGGUACUUAUAUUUGUACAGAAAAAGGACGAUGUGCCUUUUGAAGAAUGGAGUCGUUAUUGGAGAGACGUACACUCGAAGAUUUUCAUGGACCUAGAAAUUACGAAGAAGAACAUUUUGAAAUAUGAACAGCUUCACGUGAAUCAAGAAUGGAAAGAAAGACUCGCCGAGUCUCACUGGAAUUUGGGAAACUCUCGACUCAGAGUACCCGAUUACGAUGGUGUGGUAGUGUUCGAAGGAGAGUCCUUAGAGAAGAUCACAGAGGUUAUUCAACACCCCGAAUAUGUAGAGAAAGUCGUCGGUGAUGGGUUAUCGAAGCUUUUCAAAGCCGAUACUAUUGUCCAGGGAGCUUUCGACAUCGCUACCAUACACGAGUCUCCGAACGACCAUAGCGGUGAUGAUGUCAAACUUCCAAAAGUGCCAGGUAUGAGCGGGAACACCGUCCUGCUUACUCUUAUCCGCAAGAAAGAUGGACUCAGUCAAGCGGAGUUCAUUCAUUAUUGGUUGAAUGUCCAUGCUCCGUUGGUCAAACCUUCACUGGCUACUACCCUACAACUUAUAAAACACGAGCAGCUUCACGCUCAUCAAGGAUCGGUACUCCAGAACACAACAGGCUGGGAUGGAAUCGCCGUCACGGUCCAAGGAGAGUCGCUUACUCACGUACUUUCAGAGUUUCAGAAGUACGACAACUUGGAGACUAUGACGGACAAUUGUGACAACUUCCAUCAUAAUUACAAACAAUUCGAAGUACUUCCUUGCGACGCGAUGACGUUCAUUGAUCGAUGA